CCUUGUCUCUUAAUUUUCUUUUUGAUAUUGUAGGUGUACCAUUCAAAUCUUAUGCCCCUGGAAUGGACAGCGGCUAAAAGAGAAGGGAAUGUUUGCUAUGCCAAGUUAAUAUGCUUAAUUUCAGAAAAUGAAAGAGUUAUCGGAUUUCAUUAUUUGGGACCAAACGCUGGGGAAGUUACUCAGGGAUUCGCAGUAGCUUUGAAAAAAGGAGCCACCAAGGCAGAUUUUGAUUCUACUAUAGGAAUUCAUCCAACUUGUGCUGAGAUAUUUACAACACUUUCUGUAACCAAGAGAUCUGGAAGAUCUACUCUACAAGCAGGUUGCUGAGGUUAAACUUACUGCUACCUAAAUAGAAAUGGAUUAUAUUUCCUUGAAAAAGGAAUUUGCUGCUAUAUUCCAAAGAAAUUUUUAAUUCUAUGAUUAAUGUUUCUAUCAUCAGUUGUAUUUUAAUUUAUGAAUUAUUCUUUAAUGCAAUUAUUUCUUUUUCAAGGAUUAUCCAUUGGUAGCAGUAGGUUUUAUUUUUAUCUACCAAGCAUUGUGUCUGGUAAAUUUAAUGAUGGCUUUUCUAUAAACCAUUGCAAUGGGUAGAAAAGUCGGAUGUCUCCGGAUUCAGUGCGAGGUUCUACAAUUCAUACAAGUAUUAAUAAAUAGACUGCAAAUUUACUUAUACUGUUAAUUUAUAAAUUUCAAAUUAUGUGAUAAUUUAUAUAGCUUAAAUGGGCUUUUGUAGUAUGUUAAAAGUUUUUUUUUUUUUUUUUUUUUUUUUUUUCAAAUAAAGCUAUAAAAUACAAUAAUUUUUUGACCCUCUGUAAAAAUUUUCUUUUUGGUGGAACUUAGUAUAAUGUAAUAAUGAAAAAUAUUGAUAAUGUAAUACAAAUUUAUAAAUGUAUUUCAAAAUUUUGUUUAACUGUUUAAUGCUGCCAUAUAAUGUUCAAUUUUGUUUAUAUUCUGGUAUUUGUUGAAGUAGCUCUAACUUAAAUAUUGAUAUUUUCCAAGUGAUCUGUAAAUGCAAAAUUUUUACCUGGUUUAAUAAUAAAGCUUUAAUUAUUUACAUAGAUUGAGCUUUUAUUAUGUAAAUAAGUUAAAAACAUUGGCAUUCUAUUCUGAUUUUAAAUCAUAUAUGACAUUAUAGUCAGGGAGAGAUUUUAAAAUAGCUUAAAACCAUGCACUUGAAAUCUAAUAAUUGUUUUGCUUCUUCUUAAUAUACACAUCUUAUAUUGGUGUAUAUUUGAAAGAUAAUUAUGUAGAUGCUGUAUUCAUGUCUAUUUAAAGAAAUAAAUCAUAAACUUGAAGAUAAAGGGAAAAUAUGUAUUUCCAAGAGUACAGGUAUGUUCUGUAUUCUUUGACUGAGCCUGUAUUUAUCUCCUCAUAUAAUGCAUGCUUCUUAAUUUGUCAUAAGAUCUCACAUUUAUUUUUCAAAUGAAUAAAUUUUGAGCAUGAAA
Molecule: messenger RNA, 1442 nt
Organism: Stegodyphus dumicola
Lineage: Eukaryota; Metazoa; Arthropoda; Arachnida; Araneae; Eresidae
Product: thioredoxin reductase 1, cytoplasmic-like
Biological process (GO): cell redox homeostasis; glutathione metabolic process; cellular response to oxidative stress
Cellular component (GO): cytosol; mitochondrion
Molecular function (GO): thioredoxin-disulfide reductase (NADPH) activity; glutathione-disulfide reductase (NADPH) activity; flavin adenine dinucleotide binding
Source: RefSeq, a predicted model, not a curated record